Messenger RNA from Macrosteles quadrilineatus (aster leafhopper), 7394 nucleotides. RefSeq names its product ceramide glucosyltransferase-like. The coding region runs from base 533 to 1726 and encodes 397 amino acids. NCBI's taxonomy places the organism in Eukaryota, Metazoa, Arthropoda, Insecta, Hemiptera, Cicadellidae. Gene Ontology annotation, biological process: glucosylceramide biosynthetic process. Gene Ontology annotation, cellular component: membrane. Gene Ontology annotation, molecular function: ceramide glucosyltransferase activity. The record is from RefSeq and is a predicted model, not a curated record. The transcript has 8 exons.
CGUUUUUCCUUACUUUAGCCUUUACCCACCCUUUACCUCUUCUCAAGGCUGAGUAUUGGAUAUUGGUAUUGGAGUAUUAGUAGUACUUAUUAGUUCUAGUUGUGGAAUGUAGUAAGUAGGCUCCAAUGUAUAUUUUCAACUUCGUCCCCAUAACAACAUUCAGUACCGAUUUGUCACUGACAGAUAUAAUCCUAUCCUUUUCACUGUUGCUGUCAACAGUGUCAACUUCAGUGCCCUACCUACCUAUUCAUCUUUCUCGUUAUCAGCGUCAAUGCCGUCAAUAAGAUGUUUGCUGAUAAUACUAUGACUAAUUAUUUUCAAAUUCUUACUCAAUUCCCCAAGUGUCGGUGUUACUCUAUCAUCACGUAUCACGAUUCUGUAGUAAGUGUUUCUUCAAGUGUCAAGGCGAAGGCAGUGGGAUUCUUAGACUCAGCCUAGCCUACUGUAUGUUUGAUCUUAAUUUUACUAUGAUACAAGUAGGCCUACUCAGUUUUCAUAAUAAAGGUACUUAAAUGUAUAAUCAAAAGUUGAAAUGGCACCUAUUUUAUACACUCUUAGUGGAUUUGCGACAUUCUUCUUUAUAUUCUGGUGUGGGAAGUGGUUAGUGCAUCUAGCUGCAAUAAUCUAUGGGAAAUACACGCUUUAUCGUAAAGUAAACCUUCAACCAACAGAAACCCCACUGCCAGGAGUAUCGAUAAUCAAACCCUUAAUGGGCGUUGACCCCAAUUUGUAUGGAAACCUCGAAACAUUUUUCACAAUGAAUUAUCCCUUGUAUGAAAUCGUUUUCUGCAUAGAAGAUGAAAAUGAUCCAGCUAUAAUGCUUGUUAAAAAACUUAUAGAAAAAUACCCUUUAGUGGAUGCUAGUAUAUUCAUUGGUGGAGCAGUUGUUGGUGUGAACCCAAAAAUCAACAACAUGCAGCCUGGGUACUUGGCAUCCAAGUACCCUUUGGUGCUCAUUUCUGACAGUGGGAUCAGAAUGAAAGAAGACACAUUGUUGGACAUGGUCCAGUUGAUGAGUGAUGAUGUUGGAUUGGUUCAUCAAUUACCCUUCACCUGUGACAGGGAAGGAUUUGCAGCAACAGUAGAAAAGAUAUAUUUCGGAACCAUUGUGGCUCGCAUUUACCUGGUAGCUGAUCUUCUCAGGAUCAACUGUCACACAGGCAUGUCUGCACUCAUGCGCAAGUGUCUUAUUAACGAGGUUGGUGGGAUCCAAGCUUUCAGCUGCUACCUUGCAGAAGAUUUCUUUUUUGCCAAGUCUUUCUCCGAUAGAGGCUGGAGGAUACGAGUGGCCAGUCUUCCAGCCCUUCAGAAUUCUGGGUUGUGUGAAAUUACCAGUUUCCAAGCUCGGUUACAGAGGUGGGCCAAACUAAGGGUAGCAAUGCUGCCUCACACUAUUCUCCUAGAACCAUUGUCUGAAUGCUUUGUACUCGGAGCUUGCGCAGCAUGGUCGGCUAACUACCUCUUUGGAUGGGAGCCUCUAGUUUUCUUCCUCGUUCACGUUUUGUUCUGGUUUUUCUUAGACUGGAUUCUCCUAUCAGUUGUGCAGAAUGGGUCGCUGCCAUUCAGCAAGUUUGACUUUGUGAUAGGGUGGUUGUUUAGAGGGAUCAGUGGUCCGUAUUUGUUCCUGUACGCAGUGUGGGAUCCAACCAUCAGAUGGCGAUCGCGCACGUAUCGUCUGCGCUGGGGAGGCAUUGCAGAGGAGUGUCAUCCCAAGGUGAAAAUGUGAGAUUGGUUGGAUACUCGCAAAUACAUGCCUCUCACUAUUUACGCUUAAAUCGCUCGCUUGAUGUUUUGCGAGGAACUAAUUCAACGUUUUGUAUAAUCUUAUAUUACACCCGAGUAGUACAGUCCUUUUAUAUUUGUCGUUAGGUUUAAUAAACCAAACAUAUCAACUGGGGAGUUUGAAGAGUGAACAAACAGUUAUGGUAACAAUAUUGGGUACUUAUGUUACUUAUCAUACUGCCUACUAUUAUUAUAUUAUAUUUGUUUAUACCUAUUAUUAUAAGUUUGUAAACAUAGUUUUAAAUUGUGUAAUAAGGUUUGCUUUUUAGAAUUGCGAGGUAAGAUAUUUUACAAGAUUUCAAACCACCUAGAUUCAGUUUAUUGUCUGAUUUUGUUAACUAAAGAUAUCUUGUUGAAAGAACAAACAUUACAAAAAAGGUCUAACCUCUACAAUUAAUUAUUGAAAAGCCUGUGCUAUGCAAUACUGCCCAAAUUUUAAAAGAACAAUUUUUGUUUUUCAUCCAUUUCGAUAUUGACCGUCUUGCAAUAAUUUGAUAUCAUUGAUUCAUUAAGUACAUCACCACAAACUAACUUAAAAUUGUUUAUAAUAUCAUUGGAUUGAACUUAUAAAAAUUAGCAUGGAUGUGAUUUUUAAACUAAGUUAUCUCCUCUGUAAAGUAAUUCUCUGUUGUACCUUUUCAGGUUUAAAAUAAUACCAAAAUGAGGAAAUACGAUUUUAUAAUUGUUUUAAAAUGGCAUAUACUUCCUUGGUUCCUUUGUUUUGAGGAAUGUUACAAAACAUAAUGCAACCAAUAUUUUUUAUACUAUUUCUUAUUCUUAGACUCUAUAAAAUAUUCAUCUACAAUAUAACUAGCUCCUUUCGAUAGCAACAACCUAUUCAUAGCUUAUGAAAAUAACUUCAUAGCAAACAAAUUUGAAGCUUAGACAUAAAAUUAAAUUACCUUUAUGAUCAAAUUUACUGUAAAAAGUCGAUAUUACUAAAAGAUCCAUAUUAAAGAUUAAUUAUAUUUAUUAAAUAGGUUAUUGAGCAUAUAAAUCCUUCUUUAUUGUGGAGAACUUAGGACCUCAUGGCCCUUUCUUACAGUUAACCUCUAAAAACUAAUAAUAACAACAAAACCAAAUCAGUUAAUGUACUACUUAUAGCAAAUAUUCAUUAUUUUGUCUUCCAAAUUAGAAGAAUUAAAACAAUAACGUAUCGUACUGAAACUUCCAGCAGAGAUUGUAGUAAGUUUUGCAAGAGAAUUGCUUUUCUUUAACAUGAAAGACAAAGAACUUAAUGUGAAUUAAAAUGCUUACUCUUGACUCGAAGUACAAGAAAGUAUGCCGUUUCAUGCAUAUGUUAUUGUUUUAAACUUAUUUAAUAUAAUUUGUCUUCCUGCUCAACACGAAAGUCUUCUUACUUUUACUUUAGUAAAUAUCUGUAGUAUUUGAAAUGAACAAAAUUGAGAAAGGUAAAAUUGAAUAUAGCUGUUUUCUUGUAUCGUCAUAAAGUAAUAAGGUUUGUUGUUGAUUAUGAUGGCUCUAGUAGGCUAUUGUGUUUAAGUUUUUUAGUUAACAAGAAUAUUUGUUGUGAUCUAUUCAUAGAAUAGUGAUACUUUUUGUUUACAAUAUUGAAUUUUAACAUGUUUCCUUUGAACUCUUUUUUUCCGUAAAACCUUAUAUAUAUAUUUUCAGGGUUAUAACCGGUGUAGAUUUAGAAAUACAUAAAUGUUACUCCUUCUAAUCAUUGUUAAACUUCCAAAUUCAUUCCAUAUUUUUUUAUUUAAAGCUGCCAAAAUUUUAACAGGUGAUUAUUAUACAUUUAUUAUAUACAUUAGCCAUCUUCUCAACUAUUUACAGACAUUUUACUGAUAUUAUUGUGCUGAAACCUUAAUGAUUGUUUAAUUUUUAAUAUAUUUCAAGAUUAAACAAUAAACAUGAACAAAUUUAUAAAAAUAUUUUAUGAAUGUUGGGCAAAGAGUUGUGUGUUCAAUUUUAUUUUUUCGACAAAAUUGUAGGAAAUAUAUUGUGGGAUUGAUUUGGUAUUAUAAUAAACUACAUUUAUCGUGAUUCAGCUACGCUAGCAAUAUAUUUAUCAUUUAUUUUAUGAUUCUCCCUUGACUUGUGUCUUCCCAGUUGUGUUGUAAGUAUUUACUUAAAUAAUGUUUCUGAGCCUAAUGCUGUACUUUUUGUCUAAUUAUGAAGGAUUCGUCUUAUAGGAUAGUCUUAAAAAGGAAAAAAAAAUAUUAGAACGAUCUAGCUCAGAUUGAGUUUAUUCAUUUGAUUAUUUUCAUAGGAAUAAUUGAAUUUUUUUAUGUUGAUUGAUUUAUACAAAAAUCUCAAAACUAGUUUUAUUUAUAUAGUUAUUGAAUUUUUCAGUCAUUAUGUCUAUGCUAAUCACCUAAAUUAUAAUAAUGUAUUCUAAACUAGGCAAUGUAAACCUCUUAUCUGACAACUUAUUCCAAAGAAUCCUGCAGGUUUUUACAUUUUUGUGAUAAAAAUAUUGGUUAUGUUGGUUCUCUGACACAGUCAGAUUUUAAUUUCCAGUCCAACAGGUUUUACCAAGAAGUUGACCCUCAUUAGCGAUGCGAGCCAGCAUAGGUAUGUUCCUUGGCCCUACUACUAUCUGUGAUUUUGGUGCUGUGUCACUAGCACUAGAUUCUAGGCCUGGGGUAGUAGGGCCAAGGAACAUACUUCUGUACCAGACUGUAUAUUAAACUGCGGCCUUGUGUCAGAGUUCCUAACCCUCGCUCGGGUCAACCCCUUGGACUGGAAAUUUAAAUCUGACUGUGUCAGAGAACCAAUGUGGCCAAAAUAUUACACCUUUCCAAUCAAUGAAGAGUGGUUGUAAAACUUAAACCUUAUUACUUUAUUUACUUUUGGUUUUUGUCAAUUUGUCUUAAAAAUAUCUGGAACCUAGGACAGUAGGGGGGAAAUAAAAACAAUUGUAAACAUUCGUAAUAUGGGUCCAACGGUAAUAAUGUAUUUCUUAACAAAACUAUGUUUUUAAUUUCUAAGUAAUUGUUUCCUUGAAAGCAAAAUAAGAUGAAAUAAAUGUUACCAUAUGAUACUGGUUGUUUUGAAAACUUGUUAUUGUGUUAAAUCACUUUUCUUAUAAGUUUUAAGACUGCUUAAAAACAUGAAAUGUAUAGAGGUGAAUACGUAGUGCCUGAAAACUGAGUUCGGGCUCCUUUAUUGAAAUGUAAAUGUCCAGUUGAUCGUAAAUGAAAUUAGGAGAAAUCCAUAGUUGCUAAAUUCAAACCAAAAUAAUUGACUUGUGGGAUGCCAAUCUUAGCUAGGCAAGAAUAAAUGUGGUUGGUAAAAUUAUAAGUUUGAUUAAUUCUUAAUUAUAGAGGAAGCUAACACAGGGUUUUAUCUACGAUAUUUCUGUUACAUUUGACCCUCUUCUAAAUUGGUGGAUAUUUUUUAUAUUACAGUAAAACACCUUGAUUUCGCUUUAGUCAGCUGUAUCCUGGAGUUGAACGAGAUUAUUUUUUUACUUUUGAGUGUGUUCUUUACUUAGUACAAAAAUAGUAAAAGUAUUGUUAGAGUUGUUUGAGGUUGUGACGUACAUUGUAUCAUAAGUUGUGUUUUGCCAUUGAGGAGUAAGUAGGCCGAAGAAAAAUUUUUGUUCGGUAAUUACUGGGUCAUGACAUUGUUCCAGAUUGAAUUAAUUCCUUAUACAUACCAUAAAGCAUUGUAGAUAUCAGCUGUUUUUUGAGGCUGCAUUGCCAGUAUUUAAAUCUUUUUAUUUUUCAGUCACCAUCUUUGGAUUAAUCUGUGAUAAAGGAUAUCAAAUACUUUAGCGAUUUAGCGUUUGUGAGUGACAUUAGUAUAUUGCAUUUUUUGAAAUGGAGAAGAAAAAAAUCCACUUUAUGGAAAAGUGCUUGCUUUGUUAAAAUUCACUUUAAUAUUCAGAGAUGAAAAAUUGUUUAGUAGGACAAACCAGCUUGUGAUUUCUAGUUUUGUGGUCGGAAACUUAAUUGUACAUUUCUUACAAUGAUAACACAACAUUAAAUUAUUUAGGUCUAUAAUGCUUUAUUACGGUUGCUGUUAGUUUAUAAACAUUAGAUUUUAUAUCGCUCCUACUAAUGUACUUAUUCUUGGAACAUAUCUGAAAAGUCAACAUUAAAACGAUAUUGCUGCUUGUGUUUUUAAAAGUAGUCUGGUAGAUGAAAUACGUGACGACAACAUAAAAAAACUUACACAUGCUUUACUCGAUACUAGAUUUAUAAGUAUUCAUGUACUAGACAACUUAAUAUUUAUCGUUAAAUGAAUUAAUUAUUUUGCAAGAUUUAUUUGUAUAUAUUAAGAAAGUGGUAGAUUUUUUAUUAUGUAACGUAUAAAAAUCCUAAAAUGAGAAUAUAAUGGUACAAAAGAAAUUCUAAUGAACAUUUUUUUGGCUGUAUAUGCAUUGUUAUUUUCUAUGUUUAUGUGUUAGCAAACAUCAUACUUACACCAGUUUAAACAAAACUAUGAUAAAUAUGCCAGUUUGUGCUGACAUUUUGGCAUCAAUUGCUACAGUUGCUUUGUUUGAAACACUUGUAGCCUGAAGCACGUUUUCUAGCAAUGACUAAGUUAGAAUAAUACAUGUCUGGUGGUUUAGUUUGAUUUCAAUAUAGACUUUAAUCCACUUAUGUGAUCCAAAAUUCUUUUGUAUGCAGGGAUUUCUUUUGGAAUCCAAAUAAAUGCAGUAGAAUACCUCACUGCCUUAUAGAACAUAGUUAGGUUUUCCCCCAGAUUCAAAUGGAUCAACUCAGAGCUAGCCUUAGGUGCUGUGGGCCCUUUACUUGUAAAAAGGUAGUAUCCCAUCCCAACAAUACGAAAAAAUAUAUAUAUUCUAUGUAAAAUAAACAAAUGUAUAAUAAUCAUCCUCAAUCACCAACUGUUGCUCAUAUGAUUUUCUUUUUUUCUUCAAUAAUCAUAAAGUAUUUACAAAAAUUUACAUAACAGUCUUGGUAUUGUUUUUUUUUUCUUAUGCAAAGGGCUUUAAAUUAUAAGCUAGAAAUGUCCUUGCAUAACAGUAAAUUUUUUGAUAACUUCAUAAUUGGAAGUAAUUCUUAAUUAGUAAAAUUUAAGACUAGUUUCCAACCUUGAAUAUCUCGGCAACAUCUAUGAUCAUCUUCUGCCAUUGUAGCAACAACAUUGAUAAUUUUCUGCGACUGCAGCAACAUACGCCAGCAUCUCUCAUGAUCACAGCAACAAUGGUGAUGUUUUUUACAAUUGCCAUGACUUCCGGAAGAAGGGGUUAAAUCGUUUUACUUGACACAAUGACGCAAAAAGAGGAAAAACAGCAAUUAUUAUUGGAUGUUAUUGGCAAUAAUUUAUAAUUAAAAUCUCUUCAGUCCCAUUCACAGUUAUUACUUUUUAUAAUUAUUUUCAGUUUUUUCUGUAAGCUCAGGGCCCUGUGCAGCAACACCCUUCCACAUGUGUCUAAGGGUGGCUCUGGAUCAACUUAGAUAGGUUGAUUCAAUGUUAAUAUUCACAUCACAAGUUGUAUACCCCUCAAUUUAAACUUGAAUCAUCUAAACCCCUAAAUCAAGCUUUCAAGCUUUUUGCUUUCAGUAAAAUCCUUGAAAAGUAAGGUUUAUAAAUAAUAAUAAAAUUAGCCUUUUUUUUAACAAAAUCAGUUUUCAAAUGCUAAAACUAUUGUCUCAUUUUAGCUUCUUUAU